AAUGCAUUGGAGUAGUUGGGCGAUAGCGCUCAACGUGCUCGUGCUGGCUUUGGCCGACAGUGCUCCUGAAAGAUUCCCAGAGGAUCAUGUGGACCUGGUACUUCCUAUGAAAAUGAAAUACGACAGUCAUCUUCGACAAGCUGAUCUUCCACCGCACUUCAUUGGUGCCAAUGAGACGAACUUGGUUCCGCUCACCUUGAGAUUGGAGACUAGGAGGAAGAGAUGCUCGUGUGGAUGUUCGGGAUGUGAUCUUUUCCCGAAUAGAUCUUGUUGUUCGAGCUCUUGCUGCUCCUCUCAAAAACCAAUCCCACUUGCCUGCUGUCCGCCACCUCCCCCACCAAAACCGUGUUGCCAGCCAGCCUUCGGCCCUUGCUGCCCGGCAACCCCAAACUGUUGCCCGAAACCCUGCUGCCGAGGUCGUCGCCCCGAAUACGAAGAGUACGAGGACGAGGAAGGCAACCCUGGAGGCGUCCCAGCACCACCAAACCCACCAAGAACUUGCUGUCCUCCACCAACACCUGCUGCUCCACCACCGCCACCACCUCCACCACCACCGGCUCCGGAAGCUCCAACGCAAUGCUGUGGAUCACAGCCUUAUGGAAGAACACCGUGCAGGUCCGGAUGUCCGAAUGGAGAUUGUGGAUGCGGAAGACCUUGCUGUUACUAUCAGAACCCCACAUGUUGUAAUCAAGGGCAAAAGGCUUGCUGCCCACCUGAACAGCCUUGCUGUCCUGAGUUGAAGCUGGAUAACUGCCUCGCUUCGGUCCCACCUUGCCUUCGCGCCUGUCCAUCGUGCCCUUGCAGAAAACGUCUGAUGCUUGGGAAGAGAACUAAGAGAGACGCACCGGGGCUUCAUUGCCAGCCAAUCGGACUCCUUGGUCAACAAUCCCCACCGACUCUGAUUUCAAAGCCGGUAAAGACCAUAAUAAAAUCAAAAUCCCGCGUUGCUGGAACCAAGACAUCUCAAGUGUCCGUCACCAAAAAGCUCAUCGAACAAUCCUCUGACCACGUGGAAUCGCCUCCAACAGCCGGAAGACUCUACGACUUCCGAAGAGCCCACGUUCGAGUCAAGAGAAACAUGAACUUUGGAAAUGGAGCAUGCCAGCUGUGUCUGAACGGAACUCCGCUCAAGAGAACCAAGCGGUCUCUCGAUUGUGUUCCGUGUACCUACCUACAACCACAAUACUCUGAUUGGAACCCGUUCCUCGGAGAUCAAACGCCACGCGGAUCGCAGUCGCCAGUUGGAACUCCACUCGCCGGGCACAGAACUAAGAGAGCUGGCUGCCUUCCUCAUCCACAAUGUACCCUGCAUGUCCGUCGCUAUAAGAGAAACCUGAUCGGAUCCCAAUAUUGUGAGCCAUGCAAUGGACACUACGGUAGAAAGAAGCGGGAAGCCGAGAGAGAUCAGUGCUUGAAAAGAGAGAAAAGAUAUGCAGAUGAACAGUGUGAUAACGAUGAGUUCAGUAUCAAUGAGCGAAGCAAACGACAAGCCUACAAUCCAAAAGGAAUUUUGGAUAUCGUGAAGCUCCUAUCCAAGGCCUCCUCAGGUGGCAACAAUCCAGGAGGAUGCAUGAAGUUCCCAGCCUGUGUUCUGGCUCAGAAGAAGAGAAGAAAGAGAAAUGCAGAUCGGCUCGACACGUACUACAAAGCUGUGGAGGAGCACAAGAAGCUGGUGGAAGAGUACGAGAUGGCGAUGGAGGAGCACAAGAGAGUCAAGCGGCAGUUCUUCGCUCCGGAUAAUGCUGCAUCCUGUGUUCCGUGUCCGGCAUGGGUGACACUUGCCUUGGCUAGCAGAAAGAAGAGAGAAGUCGAGAAGGUGGAGAAGCAUAUGACGAUGAGCGAAGCUAUCGCGGAUAUCAGAGCAAAGAAGGGGUAUAAGGAAGGAUUUGAUGAUGAUGAUGAGGACGACGAAUCCUCUGAGGAAACCAUCGAGACCCGCAGAAAGCAACGCCGCUCCUGCCAACAAAGUGACGAUUGCCUGAACAACGUCGAGUACGCAGUCUUCCAAAAAGUCUAUGCAGACAAGAGAACCAAACGAGAAGCCGUGUUCCGUCGUAAGAAGUGCUCGAGGUGUGGAGUCUCUGGGCUCACGCCACAUCGUGUCAAGAGAAACUUCGGGCAGCCGAAUAUCAACGUCUCGGAGCAGAAUUGCAUGGCAUUCCCACAGUGUCGGCAUAGAGUGAAGAGAAACUUUUUGGGAGAAGACUGUAACAUCUGUACACAGGAUACUGGUCUGAAGCGGAGGAAGAGAGACUUCGGAACAGCGCAAUGCUACCCAUGCCCAGGAACACGUUCAUAACUUGAAGCGACUCCCUCCGAUUCUCACAUAUCACAUAAAUACCACCUCGUAAUAAUAAUUCAACAUGACUAAUAAAACAAAUAAGUACAU
This is a messenger RNA of Caenorhabditis elegans, 2389 nucleotides long. It is a transcript of the gene ZC123.1, whose product is annotated as Sperm mitochondrial-associated cysteine-rich protein-like. Lineage: Eukaryota; Metazoa; Nematoda; Chromadorea; Rhabditida; Rhabditidae. Bases 107 to 2299 code for a protein of 730 amino acids. The record is from RefSeq and is marked reviewed. The transcript has 7 exons.